UUUACAAUUGACAGUAAUCUCAUAACACGAAUCCUUUGGCUAAACCAAAACCAAGAAAUCCUACCUUAUAUUCUCCAGUGUUGGAAUUGUCCAAGCACAUAAACUCCAAUUUCUUUGUCAAGGUUUCUCAUCAUUUUAGUGCUACCUUCAUCUCUCUUCUUUUCUAUUUCCCCUUUCCAUAAAGCCAAAAAAAAAAAAAAAAUCUUCAAGUUUACUCUUUGUGUUCAGUUUUUACUUUCUUUUAUUCCAAAAAAUACCUAAUCUUCAAACCCUUUUGAUUGUUUUCAACUAGUGGAGCAUUUUCUCAGCACCAAGUCUAGUUUGAUUUUGAAGUUCUCAAGUGAGCUGGACUGAAUCGAAUAAAAGCCGAUUAAUUUUCAUACUUGGAAUUGUCUUUCACCUUGUGUGGUAUGUCUAAGAAUGUUUGAACUUGGAAAAUCGUAUUCUUCAAUCGAGCUUGUCAAGAAUGGGUUGUGAAUUUUGCGAGUCUCUUGCUAACUCCGUUGGAACACUAGUUGCGGACUAUGUGGUAAAGCCGGUGGGACGUCAACUUGAUUAUGUCCGCCACUUUCAUGACAAUGUUGAAAAGCUGGUGGAAAAAAAAGGUGAACUUGUAAGGGCACGAACUCGUCUGCAGCGUGAGACUGAGGUUGCUGAAAGGCAGCUUUUACAUGUUGAAGAUGAUGUAGGGGAUCUGCAAAGGAAGGCAGUGGAAAUCCUAUCGAAUGUGGAAACUUUGGAGAUGGAAAUUCAACAGAAUAAGAGGUGUCUCAAUUGGUGUCCUAAUUGGAGUUGGAGAUAUCAAUUAAGCAAGCAAGCAAUGAAGAAAACUCUGGAUAUAUCUGAGCUUUUGGAGAAGAUCAACAAAUUUGGUCAACCUGGACGAGUCGGUUACCGUGCUCCUAGUACCCUUCCCACCACAGAAUUCCUCUGCUCUAAGGAAUUUGUGGUUUCGGAAGCUUCAAAGAUUGCUUUCCAUCAAAUCAUUGAAGCCUUACAAGAUGACAAUAUCAGCAUGAUUGGAUUGUGGGGGAUGGGAGGGGUGGGCAAAACCACCUUGGCUCGUGAAGUUGGAAAUCAAGCUGAAAAACUGAAUUUGUUCAAUAAAGUUGUGAUUACAACUGUGUCUCAAAAGCCAAACUUCGAAGUAAUUCAAGAUCAAAUUGCACAAUUCAUAGACUUUGAUAUGAAGAAUGAACGAGGAAGAAGAUCAGUGCAAGAUUUAUGGUUGAGACUGAAGAAGGAACAGAGGAUUCUUAUUAUCCUUGAUGAUAUUUGGACAAAUAUCAACUUAAAGGAGAAGAUAGGAAUACCGACUGGCGAAGAUCAUAAAAGUUGCAAAGUUCUUUUAACAACACGCCGUCAACAAGUAUGCCUUGCUAUGGAUUGUCAAAAGGUGGUACAACUGGGUUGUUUAGAUGGCGAUGAAGCUUGGAAUUUGUUUGCAACGAAAGCAAGUCUAAAUGGCUCUGCUGAUGACGCUAUUAGAAAGGUGGCAACUAAAAUCAUCAGAAAAUGCCAAGGUUUGCCCAUUGCUAUAGUUUCGUUAGGAAGUGCUUUGAAAGGUAAAAGUUGUCACGAGUGGAAAGCGGCAUAUCGGAGACUCAAAGAUCGUAGAUUAACUGAAAUUGAAGAUGUUAAUGAAGAAAAUGCUUAUCUAUGUCUUGAGGCGAGCUUCGAGUACUUGAAGGGUAUGGAGACGAAGACUUGUUUCUUAUUGUGCUCUUUAUAUCCCGAAGAUCAUGAGAUUUGUGUGGAGGACUUGGUGAGAUAUGCAUGGGGAUUGGAGUUGUAUAAAGGCAUCAACUCAAUUGAAAAAGUUAGAAGUGAAGUGCUUGCAUCGACUGAAAUCCUCAAGAACUCUUGUUUGUUGUUAGAUUGCAGAAGAAAAGGGCAUGUCAAAAUGCAUGAUGUGGUUCGUGAAGUUGCUUUAUGGAUUGCAUCCUCCAGAGAGGAGUUUUCUUUUGCGAGUGUUGGAACAUUGCCGAUGGAUGAAAGUUUCAAGCAUUUCAUAGCAAUCUCCUUCAACACUGAUCAAAUGGAUGAACUUCCCAAAGGAUUGGUUUUGCCAAAUCUCAAAUUUCUUUUACUUGGUGGAACACGUGAGGGUCGCAUGGAAACUUCAAGUGAAUUCUUUGAGGGUAUGAAAGCAUUAAAAGCUUGUGCUUUGGAUUAUCUAAUGAUAUCUCCAGUUGCAUUUCAAUUCCAAAUGAACCUUAAAACAUUGAAGUUGCGUAACUGUAGAUUCUCUGACAUCUCAGUGAUUGGGAAGUUGAAGACACUUGAGAUUUUUUCAUUAAGUGGAUCUGCUAUAUCUGAAUUGCCGAACGAAAUUGGUGAUUUAGAAAAUCUAAGACUUUUGGAGUUGUCAAAAUGCAGAGAACUACGAAGAAUUCCUCAUCGAUUAAUACAAAGAUUGUCCAAUUUAGAAGAACUAUACUUGCAUGGUUCUAGAUCAAUAAAAUGGGCGACUAAGAACGCAACUGAAAAAGAAUGCUAUUCUGGCCUAUCAGAGUUGAAUUUAUUGCCCAAGUUGGGUGUAUUAUCGUUGGAUUUGCAUCCUCAAGAUCUUUCAGAUGGCUUUGUGUUUCCUAAAUUAUGGAGAUUUGAUGUUUUCAUUUUGGCUUGGAGGACGUCAUUUGAACCUUGUCCAAUCUCAAGAUCUUUGACAAUAUUUAAUAAUGCGUCCUUAGAUGCAUGCAAGCAACUAUUUGAAGAUGUAGAAUCUCUUGACCUGGAAAGAGUGCAGGGCUAUCCAAACCUUAUUCCAAGCUUGGAGUUGGAAUUCAGUAAGUUGACUUCUCUAGUUCUUUAUAGUUGCGAUGGUAUGAAAUCCCUAAUUGAUGCAUCAAAGCAACAGGUGCCAACCACUACAUUCUCUAAUUUGAGAAGCUUAUCAUUAGCAUCUAUGCUUGCUUUAGAAGAGCUGUGCAAUGGCCCUCAACCACAAGGUUUCUUACAAAAGUUAGAAACCUUGUCCUUACGGGAUUGCAAUGAAAUGAUUGGUGCAAUUCCAAUUUCACAAAAUCUUGAAGAGCUUCAAGUUCAUCAAUGUGGUAAAAUGCAAGUGCUAUUCCAGACUGUUGAAUUGAGGAGCAUAGAACAGUGGCCCAAUCAUCAUUUAAGCCUCCAAAGUCUAAAGGUUGUACAAAUAAGUGAGUGCAACAAUUUGAAAUAUCUCUUCCCAAUGUCAGCUGCUAAUAAUAGCGUUGGGCAAUUGCAAUCUCUGGAUAUACACAGAUGCUCACAAUUGGAAGAAAUAAUACAAGGGACAGAAGUGUUAAACAUAAGCCCCCAAAGUCUAAGGAAAAUAAGAGUAAGUGAAUGCAAUAAGUUGACAUCUCUUUCCUCAUUGUCCCAUGGUCACAGGUUGCAGGAGUUAUUAGUGGAGGAUUGUCCCCGGUUGACACCUCUUAUCAUUUCGGCUAAAAUACAAAAAUUGGAGCUACGGAGAAUAACAAGUGAGCAAUUGAGCAAUUUAGAUAUCUGUAAUUGUGAAGAAGUGGAGCAGAUUACUGGGAAGGAUCAAACUUCAUCACAUGAUCAUCGACUCCAACCUAUUUGCUUUCCUAAUUUGACUCUGAUUAGUAUCUUCAAUUGUGAAAACUUAAAAUGUCUCUUCCCGAUUACUGUUGCUCAUGGAGGCUUUCCAAAACUUCUAAGUGCGUCCAAUUUGCAAACUCUGGAGAUAAGCAACUGCUCCCAGUUAGAAGAAAUAAUCCAAGAGCCACAAGUGUCAAACAUAAGCCUUCAAUGUUUAAAGGAAAUAAAAGUUGAAAACUGCAAUAAUUUGAGGUAUCUCUUCCCAAUGUCUAUUGCUAAUAGCCUUGGGGGAUUGCGAACUCUACGAAUAAGUGGGUGCUUUGGAUUGGAAGAGAUAAUCAAAGCAACAGAGGCAUCCAACGUAUGUCUCCAUAGUCUAAGGGAAGUAUUUGUACGUGAAUGCAACAAGUUGACAUCUCUUUCCUCAUUAUCCCAUGGUCACAUAUUGAAAAGUUUGACAAAUCUAGAAAUUUACGAUUGCCUUCAAUUGGAAGACACUUUUCCAAUCUCAAUGGCUCAAGGCCUUCCUCUACUGAAUGAGGUUGUGCUGGAAAAUUUACCUCAAUUCAAAGGAAGGGAUGGAAACGAGAUUGUGCUUACCCUUUCAUCAUUGCAGAAGUUAAAAGUGGUGAAUUGUCCCGAAUUGACACCUUUUAUCAUUUCAACUAAAAUACAAGAAUUGACCCUUAAAAGGAUGAAAGAAAUGAAGAAAAUGAGCAACAUGAUGGGGAGAGGAGGAUCAUCAGUAAGUAUGGAAUAUUUAAAAAUUUCCAACUUUAGAGAGUUAUUUGAUUCUAGUUAUAACCUUUCAAGCCUGAAGUUCCUAAAUUUGUUUGAACUAACCGAAUUGCGAGUGAUAUGGAAUGGUCCCAUCCAAGCUGUAAACUUUCAAAAUCUCACUCAAUUGAAUGUUAGAAAUUGUAGAAGCUUAAGAUACAUAUUCUCACCAACCAUUGCUCAAUAUUUGCCACGAUUGAGCGAGUUAUAUAUAUCUGAUUGUGAGGAAUUGGAACAAAUUAUUGACAAGGAUCAAAAGUCAUCACAACAUCAUCUCCAACCUAUUUGCUUCCCUCGUCUGGCUGAAGUUAUAAUCUUUUAUUGUAAAAACUUGAAAUAUCUCUUUCCGAUUACUUCUGCCCAUGGUGGCCUUCCAAAAUUGAAGACAAUAAGCCUUGGAAACGUCCCCAAAUUAGAGCAGGUGUUCGAAGGAGAUGAAGCAAAUGUGAGUAAGGAUGAAGAGAAAGUGAUACACCUACCACAAUUAACCGACUUAGACCUUGAUAGGCUACCAAACCUCAUGAGCUUCAGCCCUGUAGGUUAUCAUUUUGUUUUCCCAUCUUUGGAUGAUUUAAACGUACAAGAUUGUCCCAACCUAACCACAAGGUUUAGUGUUGAUUCAGAGCAAUCAGUGCAUGCCGAAACACAGGCAAGCCAAUCAGUUGAUGAAACUAUAGUGGAAGAAUCUGCUACAGCUCAGGAAACUACAUGGCCAGCUGGUAGCAACAUAAGUUGGAGUGCAGAACACUGAAGAAGACAUUGAUGAACAACUUUUUGAAUACGAAGAUUCAAGUGAAUGAAGGCAAUUAUAUAAAAGGAGGUUACCUGAAAAUCCAUCCAUUGUGAACCUCUGGUAGUUGUUUCAUUAAACAACUUUGGAAAAAUUACUUUAUUUAAAACAGUUCAUAUUUUUUAAUGUUUGAAUAUCUUAUAUAAAAUAUUUUUCCUCAAA
Molecule: messenger RNA, 5272 nt
Organism: Gossypium raimondii (Peruvian cotton)
Lineage: Eukaryota; Viridiplantae; Streptophyta; Magnoliopsida; Malvales; Malvaceae
Product: disease resistance protein At4g27190
Exons: 6
Coding region: 467-5071 (1534 amino acids)
Molecular function (GO): protein binding; ADP binding
Source: RefSeq, a predicted model, not a curated record